ACACGACGUAAUGCCCGAAUGCCGCGUUAAGUGUUGUGAGUCGAGUUAUUUACCAAUAGUAAAUAAUAGAGCUUACGGACUGCCAGCUAGAGUCACUAUUUUAAGCAUUAAGUACAGCCGCAUUGAUAGGUUAGUGGUGAUUCGUGACUCAAGAGUGGUGAGUUCUGAUUGGUCACUACCAUCGGCACCGACCGGUGUACGCAGUAAGUUAUAGUGACUACUGUGGUGUUAUCUCGCGUCUUCGUUCCCGUUGUGGCGGUAAUGAGCAUAAUAUUAUAUAUUUUCCAUAGUACCGAGGUGCGAUUUGUGCGUAACUGCGUUACCUUCUAUAUUGGUAAAUCGUUGGCUCAACCCUAAUGCGCAAGAACGACAUUUUUGUCGUCGUGAAUCGUUUACUUGGUCACGGUCUCGUCGGGUCUGCUGGCCGACGCCAUUUCGAAACGGUACAAUUAGUCCAAAACCAACAUGAACGCGUACAGAAUUUGCGGCGACAUGAUUCACCUGUUCGCCAUGCUACUGCUGCCGGUCGUGAUGUGGAGAAGAAAAUCUUGCGCCGGUAUUUCGGCAAAAUCUCAAAUACUUUUUGCAAUUGUUUUCACAACAAGAUAUAUUGAUUUAUUCAUAGUUUUUAUAUCUUUAUACAACAGUUUUAUGAAAGUUGUGUUUCUAUCAUCGACAUAUGGAACAUUAUACUUGAUGUUUUAUACAUUUAAGACAACAUACGAUUACAAAUAUGAUCGCAUUAGAAUCCUGUAUUUAACUGUACCAGCAUUGUUUCUAUCAUUUUUCAUUGCACAUGUCUAUACUAUAAUAGAGUUAUUAUGGACGUUCAGUAUUGUUUUGGAAUCAGUAGCAAUUGUACCACAAUUGCUUAUGUUGUCAAGAACUAGCAAAGACAAAUCUAUUAUUUCACACUAUUUAUUUGCUCUGGGCUCUUACAAAGCAUUGUAUAUACUUAAUUGGAUUUACUGUUAUAAUGAAAGCAAUUUCUACGACCCAAUUGUAAUUUUUGCUGGAAUUGUAGAAACCAUCAUCACAUUUUGUGGUUACUUUUCAAUCUUCAUCGAACCUAAAGCUAAAAGUGGACCAAUCCGAGUAGUUGUAACAGAUGCUGCUGGUCAACUUGCCUACUCUUUGAUAUUCAAGAUUGCUAAUGGUGAAGUAUUUGGAACUCAACAACAAGUAAUUUUACAUCUUAUAGACGAACCUUCUGCAAUGGAAGUUCUUGAAGGUGUAUGCAUGGAAAUAGAUGAUCUAGCUUUACCUUUAGUCCAAGGUUAUGUGAAAACAACCAAAUUAGAAGUAGCAUUUAAAAAUGUCGAUGCUGCUUUUUUGUUGGGUACAAUGCCAAAUAAUGAAAGUAAAGAAAAAAAAGACUUUCUGUCAUCUAAUGUAAAUACAUUCAAAUUAUUAGGUGAAGCUUUAGACAAAUUUGCAAGUAAAGAUGUUAAAGUUUUGGUGGUUGGAAAUCCAGCCAACACUAAUGCUUUAAUAUGCUCUUUAAAUGCUCCUUCCAUACCCAAGGAGAACUUUACUGCUAUGACUAGACUUGAUCAAAACCGAGCCCAAUCUGCUAUUGCUAUAUAUCUUGGACUAUGUGUAAGCAAUAUAAAAAAUGUUACAAUUUGGGGUAAUCAAUCAUCAACUCAAUUCCCAGAUGUAUUCAAUGCAUCAGUACAAUCAUGUGAUAGCUCAACAAGUGUAUAUGAUGUCAUCAAGGAUACACAAUGGCUUGAAGAUGACUUUAUUAAGAUUAUUCAAACUAGGGAAGCAGCUGUCAUUCAAGCUAGAAAAAAGUUGUCAGCUAUGUCUGCUGCAAAAGCGGCUGUUGAUCACAUGCAUGACUGGUGGUUUGGAACUGCUGAUGGGACCUGGGUUUCAAUGGGAAUUAUAUCUGAUGGUUCAUAUGGGGUGCCAAAAGAUUUGAUUUACUCUAUGCCAGUAACGAUUUAUAAAAAACAAUGGACAAUUGUGCAGGGUCUGAAAAUAACUAGUAUUGCAAAGAACAAAUUGGAUUUGGCUGCUAAAGAACUGCUCUAUGAAAAAGAAGAGGCUUUGGAAGUUUGCAAUCCCAGUUGUGUGCUACUUUUGCCAGACUGUAAAACCUGAAUACUAUAGUUUGGACAGUUUUCAGCAUUGAAUAUUAUGCAGGAACGUGUUUUGGAAUUAUUUUUAUGUUUUUAGAAAUGCAUUUAUUCGAUGAAAGAAAAUUAGGUCUUAAAAUAAUGUAUCAUAUUAUAAUUAUUCCCGAGCUUAACAAUUUAGGAUAAAAUAAUAAAAUUCCAAUAAAUACCCAAGCAUAUAAUAAAUACAAUGUAUACAAUGUAUGCUGGCA
Acyrthosiphon pisum (pea aphid) is the source of this 2335-nucleotide messenger RNA. RefSeq names its product malate dehydrogenase, cytoplasmic. Gene Ontology annotation, biological process: protein retention in ER lumen; malate metabolic process. The record is from RefSeq and is a predicted model, not a curated record. Gene Ontology annotation, cellular component: membrane. Gene Ontology annotation, molecular function: L-malate dehydrogenase (NAD+) activity; ER lumen protein retrieval receptor activity. Bases 466 to 2109 code for a protein of 547 amino acids. The transcript has 9 exons. NCBI's taxonomy places the organism in Eukaryota, Metazoa, Arthropoda, Insecta, Hemiptera, Aphididae.